AUGAAAAUCUUGAUGGUUUUACUGACAGUUGUUUCCUUAAGUAAGAAGAAAAACAAAACUCUACAGCACCUACAUAGAUCAUCUUCUGCCAUGAAGUUGUUUAAAUUACAGACUUUAAAAUCCUUGUGGACUCUGCUGAAGCCUCCUAAUAGGACUUUCCACGGACCCCCCAGGCUGCUUGUCUCAGAUGUAUAUUCACAGUACGAGUCCGUCAGGCGGGGUGAACAGGAAAUACCAAAAUACUUUAACUUUGCAAGUGAUGUACUGGACAAGUGGUCUGAGAUUGAAAAGGCUGGAAGGAGACCACCAAACCCUGCCUUUUGGUGGGUAAAUGGAAAAGGAGAAGAAGUGAAGUGGAGCUUUGAAGAGCUGGGCUUCCUGUCUCGGAAAGCGGCCAAUGUGCUGACUAAAGUAUGUGAACUGCAGAAGGGGGACAGAAUUGUUGUGGUCCUGCCACGAGUCCCAGAAUGGUGGCUGGUGAAUGUGGCUUGCAUGCGAGCAGGAAUUGUCUUAAUUCCAGGAAUAUCCCAGUUAUCAGCCAAAGACUUACUGUAUCGACUGCAGGCGUCCAAGGCCAAAUGCAUUGUUACUGAUGACACAUUGGCUCCUGCUGUGGACUCAGUGGCAUCUGAAUGUCAGUUCCUGAAAACAAAGCUUAUCGUGUCCAAAGGCAGUAGGGAGGGAUGGCUGAACUUCACUGACCUGUACAAGAACCAAUCUGCUGACCAUUCCUGUGUGAAAACAAGCCUUCAGGAUUCAGUGAUUAUCUUCUUCACCAGUGGAACCACAGGUUCUCCAAAGAUGACUGAGCACUCUCAGGGUAGUCUUGGUUUCAGACCCCUUUUAAGUGAAAGAUACUGGUUGGAUUUGACUCCCUCAGACAUAGUAUGGAACACAUCAGACACAGGAUGGGUAGUAGCUUCACUGGGAAGUGUUUUUGAUCCCUGGACUUUUGGAGCAUGCAUCUUUAUACAUAAUCUACCACAGACUGAAGCAUCAACCAUCCUAAAUACUCUCUGCAGAUUCCCUAUCGAUGUGCUGAUCUGUGCUCCCACGCUGUUCCGCAUGCUGGUGCAAAAUGAUCUCUCCAACUACAAGUUCAUGAAGCUGAAGCACUGCCUGAGUGGAGGGGAGCCACUCAACCCAGAAGUCAUGGCACAGUGGAAAAGCCAGACUGGGCUGGACAUCCAUGAAGUAUAUGGGCAGACUGAAACGGGAGUAAUCUGCUGUGUUUUUAAAGGAAUGAAGAUUAAACCUGGAUCAAUGGGGAAGGCUGCUCCCCUUUUUGAUGUUCAGAUUGUAGACAAAAAAGGUAAUAUCCUGCCUCCAGGACAACAGGGGGAAAUUGCUGUCAGAAGCAAACCUAUAAGACCACUUGGUUUAUUCUCUAAAUAUGUAGAUAACCCUAAGAAAACUGCGGAAAGUGAGCGUGGGGAUUUUUAUGUCACUGGAGACAGAGGAACUAUGGAUGAAGAUGGUUAUUUUCAGUUUAUUGGAAGAGAUGAUGACAUCAUCAUUUCCUCAGGAUACCGCAUUGGGCCAUUUGAAGUGGAGAGUGCCCUGAUGGAGCACCCAGCAGUGGCAGAAACAGCUGUUGUCAGCAGCCCAGAUCCUCUCAGGGGAGAGGUUGUGAAAGCAUUUGUGGUCCUGUCCCCAACCUUUUCAUCCAAUGACCUGGAAAGCUUAGCCCAUGACUUGCAGGAGCAUGUCAAGAAAACUACUGCUCCAUACAAAUACCCUAGAAAGGUGGAGUUUGUCCAAGAGCUGCCCAAGACAGUCACUGGGAAGAUAAAGAGGAAUGAACUGAGAAACAAAGAGUGGGGACGGAUGUAG
Molecule: messenger RNA, 1833 nt
Organism: Indicator indicator
Lineage: Eukaryota; Metazoa; Chordata; Aves; Piciformes; Indicatoridae
Product: acyl-coenzyme A synthetase ACSM4, mitochondrial-like
Exons: 14
Coding region: 1-1833 (610 amino acids)
Biological process (GO): acyl-CoA metabolic process; fatty acid biosynthetic process
Cellular component (GO): mitochondrial matrix
Molecular function (GO): fatty acid ligase activity; fatty-acyl-CoA synthase activity
Source: RefSeq, a predicted model, not a curated record